AGUGCAUCUGUGGCGAGUGGCACGUCAACGAAUCAUGAAUCUGUUGUGCUGAGGACACCAGCAAUGAUUGCGCCGAUCACGAGUCAGUCGACUGGCUUCUUUAGGGCGAAUGUUACACACUGUGUUCGACAGGCGAUGCUUGCAAAGGACAGAAAUGGCAAAUAUGGAAUGCGAUUUCGAUCGAUCAAUAAGGGUAUAUUCGUGCAGUUCGUAGCUGACGGCUCUCCUGCCGCUUAUGCUGGAAUUCGUUUCGGUGACCAGAUCUUGAAACUUAACGACACCGAAGUGAUUGGAAUGACUGCUGAUAAGGCAAUGGACUUAAUGACGAACACGAAGAACCCGCAACAACUUUUGGUGACGUUCCGGGAUAGGGCUUCGAGUUCGUUAGGACAUAGCUUUUCAUUUGCUGCAAAUCAGCUUAUUGUUAGGAAAUCUAUACAGCAGUAUCAGUUCAUUGACUGUUACAGGCCUUUCGAACGUACCAUAACGCUCCAUCGGGAUAGCAGUGGCAAUUUCGGGUUUACGCACAAAGAGAAUCUAAUAACAGCAAUCGCAAAAGAUUCAAGUGCUAGUCGUAACGGUCUCUUAAUUCAGCAUCGAAUUAUCGAGAUUGAUGGACGGAAUGUUAUCGCUUAUAAG
This is a messenger RNA of Anisakis simplex (herring worm), 639 nucleotides long. NCBI's taxonomy places the organism in Eukaryota, Metazoa, Nematoda, Chromadorea, Rhabditida, Anisakidae. The record is from the annotation of a GenBank genome assembly.